This is a messenger RNA of Sphaeroforma arctica JP610, 3772 nucleotides long. RefSeq lists its product as hypothetical. The coding region runs from base 1 to 3432 and encodes 1143 amino acids. The record is from RefSeq and is a predicted model, not a curated record. The transcript is spliced from 16 exons. Gene Ontology annotation, biological process: regulation of cell shape; cytoskeleton organization; regulation of transcription by RNA polymerase II. NCBI's taxonomy places the organism in Eukaryota, Ichthyosporea, Ichthyophonida. Gene Ontology annotation, molecular function: protein binding. Gene Ontology annotation, cellular component: nucleus.
AUGAUUCGCUGUACGCCAAUGUAUCCCAUACAGCCGCACCCCACAGACCCGAGUGUGGUAUUGUCUGGAGGGCACGACGGUCGCCUGAUCUUGUGGGACAUCAUCGAAGGCACUUGCCUAAAAAUGAUCUGGAACCACGAUCCCUACACUAUGAAUACACACGGGAUCACAGACGGACGAUUCUCGCCCGAUGGGCUGUGCAUUGCCAUCACGGACUCGUUUGGCAAUGUGUCAGUCAUAGCACCCGAGAUCAGAGGAAAGAAGGUUGAGCCAAAAGAACAACAAUUCGAUGAGAGAGACAGCCGUAGUGACUACCCUGUAUGUGUGGUCAAUGGUGUUGUCAUGGACUCGCAGCUGAAUGUGCCCAUUAUGGCCUGCCCGGAUCGCCGAGUGUGCUCUCUGGCGGGCAUCCCCUAUGCGGAGCAGCUAACGGAAGAAGAGUACUGCAACUACUGGCCAGUACAGCCGAGGCGUGCGGUGGAAGAGUAUGUGAGGCAUGGUGAUGAACUCGCUAAAGCGGAAGAGAGCAAUCUUGCGUAUCAACUAUCGAAACGGACCAAAGUCAGUACUAAGAUAGUGGCGCUCGGUCAGCAGGAACAGGAGCGUAAGCUGGCUCAGUCGCGUGCUCGAAACAGUGCGUAUAAACGUGAAAUGAAUCGCAGGCGGAAGAAAGAGCAGGAGAACAAGGUUAGCGCGAGCACGGCAGUUAUUCUGAGUACCUCAGCGAACGAUCGUUUGGCCGCCAACAGACGCGCCCCUCCCUUGGACCGCUCCGGAAGAUCGCCGGCUGGGAAUGGAACCUCCGCCAGAAGGCGCAACAAUACUGUCUACAUAGACGCUGAUGAUGACACAAUCGAUGUCGAUGCCCCCGAAGUGGUCACGAAUGCGCCUUCAAGCAGUGAUGCCUAUCAUGUCACCUCGUCGGAGGAGUCCGAAACUGAUGUGUCAGAAUCCGACACUGAGUCCAAUUUCUCGUCGGAUUUGUCGGAUUUGGAAUACCCCAAAGCGACCCGCACCCGGGGCAGGAAGAAAAUCGCCAGCACAGGUAAACGCAAGGCCACAUCAAAAGCCAGAGUCGGAUCCAAAACUGGCGCCAACCCCCAACCCAACCCCAAAUAUAAAUCCAAAAAGAGGUUAUCGCGAGGUGUUAAUGGUACUGGGAGAGGUAAACGAGCUGUAGAAUCCGACAUUUCAGACGACAAUGAUACUCCGCCAUCGAGCGAUACUGAUUCUGGCGAUGGGUCAGACUCAGACUUUGGAGUGCCCAAUAGGCGCGGACGUAAACGAGCUUCGUCGGCAAGCCGAUCAAAGGCACGGCAACCAUCACGCACUCGCCGUACUACCUCGCGGGCUAGGGGAAAGAGGCCUGUACUCUCCAGUGACAGCGAAUCAGCCGAUGAUACCAACAACGACUGUGACGAUAACAAUAAUAAUACCUACAACAAUAACGACAAAGAUAGUCACAACAAUACUAAUGCCAAUGCCAAUACCAAUGGCAGUGGCAGUGGCGACGAUGUGAUUGCCUACUCAGAUAUUGCAGUUAAGCCCCGGCGUGGUAGACCGGCACAGACUAACAACCCCCUCAGAAAGAACCAGAGGGGUGCCGCAAAGCGCCGCCGUGUGGAAAGCUACGCUGUGGAUGGGGACUCAGACGCGAGUGCAGACGCGGGCGAAGGCUCCUCCCAAGGGCGGUCGAAGGGCAAACGGGCACGAACACGGUACACGUCACAGAACAGCCAGGCACUGGCCGGGAGUGGUAGUGAUAGUGACCAGGGGAUGGACCGAGAGGUUGUGCCACACAGGGGUUCUAUUAAUAGCGCAGGCGUAGGUACCGGUGCAGGCUCGGGCAGGGCUGCGGCCGUGGGGAUGAACUACCGGGAACAACCCAGUGUCGAACCUGACAGCGAACCGAAUGCGUCAGAUGGGGAGACGGGUAUGACGGAUAGCGAGGGGGAAGGGGAGAGGGCCUCCUUUGGAAGUUCUGUACCAAAGGGCAAAGGAAAAAUCACGCAAACCCCUCAACGAAAACGCACGCCCGUGCCGAUGGGACGAGGAGAUGGGCGUGAGCAUGUGAACGGCGACAUGAAUAUACCCACACCAGAAGGAACCUCACACACACAGGGGGGAAGACAGCCGCGUGUGGCGAUCAAAAGCGUUAAAGCAGUGCUGAAGGGCACUCCACGCUCUCGGGCGUCUGUGAGUGUGCAGCCGUACGAUACGCAUCACAGGGGAGGCAGAAAGAAGAACGGCGUAGACGACGACGGCUUGUUUGCCAGUAAUGGGGUGCAACCUGAUGCUGGUAGCGAAUGGUGGGAUAACAUGCCGCUGAGGGCGCUAGUCGCCAUACAACCUGUGCUGUGGAACUGCCUCGAUGCACGUGAAUACUUCGGCGACCCAGUGAAUAUCAACUUUUUCCCCGACUAUUAUAGCACGAUACAGAACCCCAUGGACUUAGGCACCAUUCGAGACAAUGCGAAGGAGGGCGCAUACACGAAUAGGCCAAGUUUCUACAUCCGAGAUGUCUGUCUGGUGUUUAACAAUGCCAAGGCGUACAAUAAAAUAGAGUCGGACGUGUACAAAGCAGCACAGCACCUCGAAUCUGUCUUCACGGCCCAUCUGAAGGUGCUCUGGGACAACCACAAGGAUUACAUCGAACUAGGAGCCACGGACAAUAUUCACGCCAACGAAUUCUCUCAGACCCUAUCGGACGCGCCGCUCUCUGCACGAGCCAUGGAACAGUUGGGAUUACUACACGCAGAGCUCAUCACCACACCCCAUACCGCCGUACACUUCAGUCGGCCGGUGUUUGAGACCCUCAGACUGCCCGGGUUCAAACAGAAGGAGCUACAGCGUUACCUAGCCACCAUCUUAAAGCCCAUGGACUUGCACAAUCUGGGAAUCUGCAUUGCUGACGGUAUGAUCAAGAACCUUCAGCAAUAUGCAUCGCUGAUGGAGUUGUCUAUCAGCAACUGUGUAAGCUACAAUCUGAAAAACAGCAACAUCGUUGAGCAGGCACAGCUCCUACAGAUCUGCUACCGUGAGCGGCUGAAACAAGUUGAAAAGGCUAUGGAUGAGUCGGGUACUCCUAAGGUGCCUGUACAGUUGGCAGAUAUACGCAAGUUACACGCGGGUAUCAUGACCUCCGAAUACGCGUCCAUGUUCAACGUGCCAGUCCCACAGCAUAUAGAGGGGUACUACGAGAAAAUUACGGAAGCCAUGGACUUCGGUUCUAUAAGAGACGCGCUGAACUCACAGACUGUGACUAUGAAUGAGUACAUGUCUGAUUGCACUCUGGUGUUCACCAAUUGCUUCUUGUUCAACGAGCUCGACUCACCGAUCUGCGUGACGUGUCAGCAGCUGCGCGAUGCAUGGUUAGCCAAGUGUAACAUCCUAUUGUACGGUCGACAGUCGUCACGUAGACGCCAGCAGUAAGAAUGGAUAAGAGAAGGCUGUAAAAUUGACUACGAAAACAGUUCCAGAGGCGAGACUACGGAACGAGUACUAAGGUUCAAGGAUGUGGCCAAGAUGUGAAUUGCACACGAACGAGCUUAGUCUUUUCCUCGCGAGAAAUCUACGAGAUUAGCGGACAAAAAAAAAGACUUUUAAAGCAAGAAAAAAAGACUACUAUAAGAAGGACUGCAUCUACUUCAGUUCACCAGACACAACCAUGAAUUCUUGACAACAAUAAACGAAGACUAAAGAAAAUGAUUACUGAAGCAGACAAAAAAAGAUUCAUUGCUGCAGACAGUAGAAAAGAUAUUAAAAAAUACUG